CAGAUAAGAGCCAGUAACCGAAAGCUCGCUGUUUCUUAUCCCUGAACUGAUUAGGUGAAAAAUCUGCCUUGAGCAGGGCACUUAACCCUAAUCGCUCUAUAAAUUGUUUGGAUAAGUGUCUGCUACAAUAUAAAGUUAGCUCAUGUAAUUUCACUUGCAUUAUUAGGAUGUACACUAUAUGAGGCUUUAAUGUCACAAAUUUAAUUUUAAAAGAGACUGGAUCCAUCAAUUGAGUGGAUCUAUCCCCUCUUCGAGCCAAAAGGAAACAAAGCUUGUGUAUACGUCAUGUGUGUGGCAACGACGUUACGAAUAAUAACACACUCACAUUUGUGACGUUCUACACAUCAGAGACUGUCGGUUGAUAUUUAUUGUCCGAGGCAGGGGUACAAUUUUCAUCAGGUUAAGGACCCCAGGAUGUUGCGUCUGCGUUGCAAAACCAAAAAUGGGAGCCACAUUAUGCAGGGCCUGACCCAUCAGUCCUGUGUGCAGGAGCUGAAGAGCAAGGUAGAGGAGCUGACUGGUAUCCCCUGUGAUGUACAGAAGAUCAUGGUUGGUUACCCUCCCUCUAGCUUGGACCUCCGAAACGGAGAUGCUCACCUCAAGGACUACCCCAUCAAAUCAGGAGACACUCUCAUUGUUGAGGAGGAAGAGAAGAACAAGAUGAAGACCCAGACAACCAAUUCAGCUGUAACCAAGGGACCCCGCCUGGAGUCUCCCCCUGUGCUGGCCAGAAGGGUCGUUCCAGCAGACAACUCCUGUCUGUUCACCAGUGUCUCCUAUGUGGUGGAGGGCGGGGUAUACGACCCAGCGUGUGCCCCCGAGAUGCGAGGCCUCAUCGCCCAGAUCGUGUCGAGUGACCCAACGGCUUACUCUGAGGCGGUUUUGGGAAAGACCAACGAGGAGUACUGCACCUGGAUCCGACGUGACGACACCUGGGGCGGAGCUAUAGAGGUGUCCAUCCUGUCCAAAUUCUACCAGUGUGAGAUCUGUGUAGUGGACACGCAGACAGUGCGUGUGGAUAGAUUUGGUGAGGACGCUGGCUACCACAAACGCGUGCUGCUCAUCUACGACGGCAUCCAUUACGACCCACUGCAGAAAGAAACGCCUAGUUCCGACACUCCGCCCCAGACCAUCUUCUCCACCACAGAUGACAUCAUCCUGGCCCAGGCCCUGGAGCUAGCGGAUGAGGCGCGAAGGAAGCGGCAGUUUACGGACAUCAACCGCUUUGCCUUGCGCUGCAUGGUGUGUCAGACAGGCCUAGUAGGACAGAAGGAGGCCCGGGAACAUGCCAAGGAGACGGGCCACACCAACUUUGGAGAGGUGUAAGUCAGAGCACUCUUCCUCCUCUCACCCCCCCCUUACCUCACAACCACCACUCCCAUGCCGUCACAUCUGUGUCUGUACGAUCCUCUACCUCACUUGGUCCAGCGAGAUUCUGCAGACCUGGGGUUCGGUCUUACCCGUUCAGUAUUACGACUACAGCUGUCAGCUCACUGGCUAAUCUACUGUAAUGUUCUGAUCUCAUACAAAAUAUCCUCUACAAUUGUUUUAGGGACAUUUUUAAGCUCAGUUUUGAGUCUUCACACUUAACUCAAAACACAGUGGGUGAUUGUUUGUUGAAGUCUUGUUGCUCAGUAAUGUAGCAUUUGUUCAGUUUGUUGACACUAAUGGAGCAGAACGUUCUUAAAACCAAAGUUGGAGAUGCCUGGAAAUGCCUUGCUUUUUCAGUUCUGACUUGUGGCACAAUCGGCAUGGCUAGAUAGUACUACAACAGAAAUCUUUUUCCAGGGCCAUUGUGCCAAGAUACAUGUUUGAUUUCACACAUCAAUGACAAUAUUAAUUAAAAUGUUUUUGUUUGUGCCUCACUAGUACUUGGAAAAACAGUGACAACUGUUGCAAAAUAUCAAAUAUAAACCCAGUCAGUCACUUGGUAGAGAAGCUGUUAUUUUAUUAUUUUGCAUUGGCAAUGUAUUUAAUAUUUGUAAUAGCAGAGUUUAGCUAGAUUCCUUAAAGGUCAAUACAACCCUAAAUGAUUCAACAAUGGUGCUGUGACAACUGUAUAAGUUAUUGUGUAAGCUAUUACUGAAUUGAUUUUGUUAUUUUCUGCGUUGUGGGUUGUCAGGUGUUUGGAUUGAAAUAUAGCUCUUGGUGUGGAACAUUAACAUUUCAUGCAAUUCUUAUCAUACCAUGGCACUCUAGCAUCAAAAGGCCAUGGCAUUACCCACAGUGGGAUUGUUUUUUUAUUAUAUUUAUUUGUGUCUGUUUUAUGUGUCAUUUGAAUUAUGGUAUUUUGUAUUCCAGAGAAUCGAUAAGAAUGCUACAUGCUUAUUUUAUUUCCAUUUUAAUCUUGGAGUUAUUAGACUGAAUGAUAUAGAUUGUAAGUCUGUGAUGAAUCAUAUAUUUGUAGUUCAGGUACUGUACACAAUGUGCUUUGCUAUUCAACAUUCUCUUCAUGAUAGUGUUUCCUUUUUCAUUUCCCAUUAGCCUCUCACUCACACCCUGGAGGUCUUGUUGGACUAAUGUGAGGACCACCAAGGGAUGUCAUAGUUGUAAUGUUGAUCUAUAACCACGUUUCCAUCCAGUUUUUAUGCAAGAUAAGUCAUACCAUAUUUUAAUAAAACAGCUGUGAUGGAAACAGGAAUCUUCGGUACAGUUUUAUAAAUGCCGACAGAUCAUUUGUUUGUUCGACAUGGUGGGAUCUUUUUGUCUUUAAUUAUGCGAAAAAUGGUGGAAACGCCUUUAUGCGCAGAUAUUGAUAGAAUAACCAUCAUAUUGACGUAAACUUGGAGUCACGCAAUUAUAUGGUGUGUGUGGUUCUUCCACUACGACUCUGGAAACCAUGUAGUUUAUUAGGCUGCAGAUGAAAUAAAUGAUGAACUUCACAGGCUGGUAAAAGUGCACAAUGUUGAGCUUGAUGCUCCUUUCCAAUAAAUAAUCUGGUGACAUGAUGAUUGAUGCUUGACUGCAGUUUGACCAACAAAUAUUCUCGCCUUUAUCCGUAAUAAUCAUAUCAUAUAGACUAGCCUAUUCGCACUGUAUCUGCAAGCUGUUGGCUAGAGCGCACUUGCCAAGACUAGAGUAGGUACAUCUUGCUAUUGAACUCAACAGUUUUUGUGACAACUAUCAGUGGAGUUGAAAAUGUGAUGCAAACACAUUGAACUUUAGAUUUUAUUUGGAACAUGAAAA
Messenger RNA from Oncorhynchus gorbuscha (pink salmon), 3186 nucleotides. Its product is annotated as ubiquitin thioesterase OTU1. Gene Ontology annotation, molecular function: cysteine-type deubiquitinase activity; protein binding. Gene Ontology annotation, biological process: protein deubiquitination; endoplasmic reticulum unfolded protein response. Gene Ontology annotation, cellular component: cytosol; nucleus. NCBI's taxonomy places the organism in Eukaryota, Metazoa, Chordata, Actinopteri, Salmoniformes, Salmonidae. The transcript has 3 exons. The coding region runs from base 415 to 1326 and encodes 303 amino acids. The record is from RefSeq and is a predicted model, not a curated record.